AUGUCAGGGCAAGCCAUCGUCGGCAGCCCUCAUUGGAUCUCUAGAAGCUGGAGGAGCAAGCCAACAGGCACUAUUGUCAUCGCUUUUAGAUCAGAAGCAGAAGCAAAGAAAAUUGGCAGCAGGAUUACAAUCCUUGGCCAAUCUCUCCCAGUAGAGAAAUACCGCCAAACACCACUAACUGCCCAAUGCAGUAAGUGCCAAGGAUUUGGACACAACUCCAGCAGGUGUAAAAACCUAGCUAGCUGCCAGUUUUGCGCUGAAAGCCACCUAACAGCCCAGCACUUCUGCAGCAUCUGCAAAACCAAAGGGAAGGCCUGCAACCACACCCUACCAAAAUGCAAAAACUGCAAACAAACCCACUUUGCUAAUAGCAAAGACUGCGAGGUGCUUCUAUCUAUCAAAGCGUAA
Exserohilum turcica Et28A is the source of this 408-nucleotide messenger RNA. RefSeq lists its product as uncharacterized. The transcript has a single exon. Bases 1 to 408 code for a protein of 135 amino acids. The record is from RefSeq and is a predicted model, not a curated record. NCBI's taxonomy places the organism in Eukaryota, Fungi, Ascomycota, Dothideomycetes, Pleosporales, Pleosporaceae.